UUUAUUUUAGAUUAUUCUUCAUUAGUUAAAAUCUACUCGCUUGCCCGAGAAAACCUGCUUACACUAGUAUUAUCAAAAUUACACGUAUUAACUCGCGAAAUGUCCUGGUUGGACUGAAUAGGCGGAGUCGAAGGCGGGGUCCGGGGAUGUUGUUACGUCAAGACAACAAUGACAUUCAGCUUUACAUUAUUUGAUCGACGUUAUGUACAUACAAAGCAGAUGACAUCAGUGUUGCAGACCAUGUCGCAGCUGAUAGGCGAGUGGUUGGAUGUACAAGGAAUCCUUAUAUUUCUGUGUGUUCUACUGUUCGUGAAACAUCUGCGUGAUGUUUACUUGAGGAACUUGCCGCCCGGUCCCUUCCCUCUGCCAUUUAUUGGAAACCUGCUGGAUGUAGGCUUUAAAGAUCCACUUGGCUCCUUUCAGAGGAUAUCUGAGCAGUAUGGAGACGUAUGCACGGUUUUCUUCGGAAGCAAACCUUUUAUUAUGUUGACUGGAUACAAGAACUUCAAGGAGGCCUUUGUGGAACGGGCAGACAUCUUCACGGACCGGCCGUCGUUCCCUAUAAGCGAAAGGCUCAGUGAGGGAAAAGGUCUGUUCAUGACUAGCGGGCACAUGUGGCGUCAGCAGAGGCGGUUUGCUCUGUCCACACUGAAGUACUUCGGCGUGGGGAAGAAAACUCUAGAAAACGCUAUCUUGCAAGAGUGUCGCUUUCUCAGUGAUACCAUACGGACUGAACGAGGUUUGCCCUACAAUCCUCACCGUGUUUUGGUCAGCUCUGUGUCCAACAUUAUCUGUGGCUUAAUGUUCGGUCACAGGUUUGAGUAUGAUGACCAUAACUUCCAUUUGAUGCAGAAGUACAUCGACGACAUCCUACAGCUUCCAAUCUCUACCUGGGGUCGGUUAUAUGAUCAGUUUCCCACCCUGAUGUCGUUGCUGCCUGGAAAGCAUCAGACUGCAUUUGCCAGCAUGUCUAAACUUAAGCCCUUUAUUCAGGAGGAAAUCCGGAAACAUAAAGAGGAUAGAGAUCCAUUUAACCCCAGAGAUUACAUUGACUGUUAUCUGGAUGAAAUUGAAGUUUGUAAUGACAGGGAGGCCGAAUUCACGGAGGAGAACCUGAUCUACUGUGCGGUGGAUUUAUUUGCAGCGGGGACAGAAACAACCUCCAACACUCUCAACUGGGGUUUACUCUUCAUAGUUAAAAAUCCAAAAGUGCAAGAGAAAGUCCAGUCUGAGAUUGAUCAGGUUAUCGGACAGACGCGGCAGCCAGUGAUGGAUGACAGGAUACACCUUCCAUACACGUACGCCGUUAUCCAUGAAAUCCAGAGGGUUGCAAACAUCAUUACCAUCACUCCUCCACGAGUGGCCAACAAGGACAUUAGAGUGGCUGGACAUCUCAUUCCUAAGGGUGUGGUAGUGUUUCCCUUGCUAAAGCCAAUCCUAGAGGACAAGAAUGAGUACAGCACACCACUCGAGUUCAACCCCGCACACUUCCUGGAUGAAAAUGGCAAAUUUUUGAAGAAGGAAAACUUCAUACCAUUUUCAAUAGGUAAGAGGAUGUGUCCAGGUGAGCAGCUGGCACGUAUGGAGCUCUUCCUCUUCUUCACCUCUCUGAUGCAGAAUUUUACCUUCCUGCCUGUUGAGGGUCAAACACUGAAUGUGAAAAGAACGAUUAGUGUCUCGGUCGCACCUGAACCCUUCAACAUACGAGCUAUUCCUCGAUGAUGUCCAGUUUUUUAUUAUUCAAGACUGCAGAAUCACACGAAGUCUUGUCAAACCAGUAGAUGGCGCCAUACGGUUUCUCACAGACUCAUUAUGAUUCCCAUUUCAUCUACUUGUAUCAUGCACUAAAAGGACAUACUCGUUUUUGUUUAAGGAAAUAUACAUACUUUUUGAGUAUGUAGCAAGAGGACAAACUAACUUGUAACAGAGGUGAACCUGGAAGGCGCAUCAAUGUACAACUCAGACUUACAUUUCAGCUUUUCGUCAUUUAUUAUUUGUCACCCUGGAUCACAAAACCAGUCUUAAGUAGCACAGGAACAUUUUUAGUAAAAGACAAAAAUACAUUGUAUUGGUCAAAAAUAUAAAAUUUUCUUUUAUGCCAAAAAUGAUUAGGAUGUUAAGUAAAGAUCAUGUUCCAUGAAGCUUCCAUGAAUUUCCUACCUUAAAUGUUUUUAACUUUAUUAUGGUGAGUGGAUGGCCUGCCACAUUGCCCCUGAUUAACAACUUCAAAGGCCAUUUUCUCAAUAUAUAUAUUUUUUUGCACUCUCAGAUUACAGAGUUUUAAAUGGUUGUAUCUCAACCAGAUAUUGUCCUAUUCUAACAACUACAUCUUCAACAUACAUCAAUAGAACCUUUAUUUAUAACGCUUUCAGAUUAGAUAAAAAUCUCAAUUUCGAAAAAUUGAUACCAUAAAAUUGCUUUUGUUGUACAGGGUCACAUUUCAGUAUAUUUGGGUUUAUCAAAUUUAUCUCAUGAAAUAAAAAAACUUGCUUACUUUUUGCCUGUGACAUUAUCAAUAGACAGUGAAUUGCCCUACAUUACAUGAAU
Molecule: messenger RNA, 2547 nt
Organism: Triplophysa dalaica
Lineage: Eukaryota; Metazoa; Chordata; Actinopteri; Cypriniformes; Nemacheilidae
Product: cytochrome P450 2J4-like
Exons: 10
Coding region: 169-1722 (517 amino acids)
Biological process (GO): xenobiotic metabolic process
Cellular component (GO): intracellular membrane-bounded organelle; cytoplasm
Molecular function (GO): heme binding; iron ion binding; oxidoreductase activity, acting on paired donors, with incorporation or reduction of molecular oxygen, reduced flavin or flavoprotein as one donor, and incorporation of one atom of oxygen
Source: RefSeq, a predicted model, not a curated record